This is a messenger RNA of Medicago truncatula (barrel medic), 1621 nucleotides long. RefSeq names its product SNF1-related protein kinase regulatory subunit gamma-1-like. The transcript is spliced from 6 exons. The record is from RefSeq and is a predicted model, not a curated record. Lineage: Eukaryota; Viridiplantae; Streptophyta; Magnoliopsida; Fabales; Fabaceae. The coding region runs from base 135 to 1466 and encodes 443 amino acids.
ACACAUGGCACUGCUAGAAUUUCUCAAAGGCCAUUGAGAAAACAAACAUAACCACUUCUCCAUAAUAGAUCACAGAUAUUUAACUUUAAUUUGUGUCUGAAUCCAUUGCCAUUCUCAACGUGAUAGUUCAAAACAUGGCACAUGAACAAGAGGUCAGAACAAGCACCCAACUUUCAAAAUGUGACCGCUACUUCGAAACCAUACAAUCAAGAAAGAAGCUACCACAAACAUUGCAGGAGACAUUGACAGAUUCAUUUGCAAAGAUUCCUGUUUCUUCUUUUCCCGGAGUUCCUGGAGGAAAAGUGGUUGAAAUUCUAGCAGACACACCUGUUGGUGAAGCUGUUAAGAUUCUAUCUGAAAGCAACAUAUUGGCAGCACCAGUUAAGGACCCCGAUGCAGGAAUUGGCUCAGAUUGGAGAGACAGGUACCUUGGCAUCAUAGAUUAUUCAGCUAUAAUUCUCUGGGUGAUGGAGAGUGCAGAACUUGCUGCAGUUGCUCUAUCAGCUGGUACAGCAACAGCUGCCGGAGUUGGCGCGGGAACUGUCGGUGCUUUGGGAGCAAUAGCAUUAGGAGCUACAGGUCCUGCUGCAAUUGCUGGGCUAACUGCUGCUGCAGUAGGUGCAGCAGUGGUAGGUGGUGUUGCUGCAGAUAAAACCAUGGCUAAAGAUGCUCCGCAAGCUGCAAAUAACCUCGGCGAGGACUUUUACAAAGUAAUACUGCAAGAAGAACCCUUCAAGUCAACAACGGUGCGAUCAAUACUUAAAUCAUACCGAUGGGCACCCUUUGUUCCUGUUGCAAAAAAUAGUGCUAUGUUGACUGUCUUGCUGUUGCUCUCAAAGUAUAGGCUGAGGAAUGUACCAGUGAUAGAACCCGGUAAAGCAGACAUAGUAAACUUCAUUACCCAGUCUGCAGUUAUCCAAGGUCUUGAAGGAUGCAGAGGAAGAGAUUGGUUUGAUUGCAUUGCAGCCAGGCCUAUGGCUGACCUUGGACUUCCUUUUAUGUCUGCUGAUAAGGUUAUUAGCAUCCAGAGUAAUGAAUUGAUUCUUGAAGCUUUUAAGAUUAUGAGGGAUAAUCAAAUUGGUGGUCUUCCUGUAGUCGAGGGGCCAGCAAAGACAAUUGUUGGAAACUUGAGCAUAAGAGACAUCAGAUACUUGCUGCUAAAGCCUGAAAUUUUCUCCAAUUUUAGGAAUCUCACUGUGAUGGAUUUCAUGAAGAAAAUUGUCUCAGCAUCCUAUGAAUCUGGAAAAGUUACUCGGCCUAUAACCUGCAAGCCUGAUGCAACUCUGCAGAGCGUGAUUCACACUCUUGCUUCACAGUCUAUUCACAGGAUUUAUACAGUAAAUGGACAAGAUCAAGUAGUUGGUGUCAUCACACUGAGAGAUGUAAUCUCUUGUUUCAUCACUGAACCUGAUUACCAUUUUGACGAUUACUACGGAUUUGCAGUUAAAGAGAUGCUGAAUCAGUGAUUUACGAGGAAGUUUAAAUAGGCAGAAGAAAGAACACUCUAAAUGUAACAAACUUUAUGUUAUCUUAAAGAAAAAAUAACAUUUCAUUUCAAGUUUUUCUAUGUAAGCAGUUUUCAUGUAACUUCUAUCAUGCUAAUACCAGAGUUUUUGUCCAA